AUGGAGUCGGACGACUGCAAGCGGCAGUUGCCGACGACGCCGGCUCCCGGGCAUCCAGCUCGACUCGGCUCGCCUCGCUCGAGCAGCGGUGGGACGGUCGGCGGCUCCGCUGCGGCGCCGCCGCCGCCGCUUACUUCAACUACCUUCGAGACGGAGCGGCAGGCGCUGGCGCAGCAGCUCGACAUGACGCCGCGCUCGGUGUGUGUUUGGUUCCAGAACCAACGCCAGCGCUUGCUCAAGCUGCAGCGCCAGGCGGAGGGCGCGGAGGCCUCGCAGCGCCACGAGCCAGCGUCCGGCAUGUCGCAGUUCGUCUCCGCCGGCGACGAGCUGCCGCUGCCGCUGCUGCUCUUUAGUUGGGCUGCCCGUGAAUCCCCUUGGAACCUUCCUGCAGGCGACGAGGAGCUGCCGCCGCUGCUCGUCGACACGUGUGGCAGCGAGGGCGGCGUUGCUGGCGAUUGCGACCGGGCGCUCUUGCGGCGGCAGAGGGCCGUGAGGCUUCUUGAGAGGCGGCGUUCGCAGGAGAGGCAGGCGCGACUUGUCGAGCAAAAGGCGGCGAAGGAGGCGGCGCAGGCUGCUCAGCCUGAGAAGCUUGUCGAGCAAAAGGCGGCGAAGGAGGCGGCGGAGCAGGAGAGGCUGGCGCGACUUGUCGAGCACAAGCAGGAGAAGCUUGUCGAGCAAAAGGCGGCGAAGGAGGCGGCGGAGCAGGCUGCUAAGCCAGUGAAGCUGUUCGACGCGAAGUUCGGGAAGGGCACCUUCUCAACGACGUUGGAGACGCACGUCAGCGAGAGGUGGACCAAGGGCAGCUUGCGCUACGUCUUUUGCCUCGGCCCGCAGAGCUCGCCAGUGCUCCGCCAAGGGCUGCAGCAGGUGAGCAUCACCGGCCGGGCUCGCGGCGGUGUGAUUGCGGCCAAGAAGUUCUACCUGGCCGGCGCCACGAAGCCGGAGGCCGAGGCUUCGCUGCGGGCGGCCGACGUCGCCACCGCGUGCAUCGGGCGGGAGCGGCUGCACAGGCUCAAGGCCGAGGCGGCUGCGGUGGCGCGCAAGCACGACGAGGCGAGCGUGUGCAACGCGCUGCUCGUCGUCAUGUGCGGCUUGUAUGCCAAGCCGGCCGGCGACGACGAGGCGGGGCGAGUGGUUGCCUACGCGGACGAGUGCAUGGAGCGGCUUCGCAAGAAGAAGAAGAAGGGGAAGAAGUGCAACGACUGGCGGCUGUGCCUUCGGGCAGCGAUGCGCGCCGCCGUCAAGGAGGCGGAGCGGGAGGCGAGCAUCGUGGCGUCGUCGCACAGCGUCCCGCUCGAUGUGUGGCAGGACCACCGCAACACCGUCGACGAGCUCCUCUACUGCCACGGCAUCGCCACCGUCUCGAGCGGCGAGCUGGCUGACGAGGAGCUGGAGCUCGCCGAGCUGCUGGUCGACGACUCCCACGCCGGAGAGCUGCUGGAGCGCGAGCUGCAGGAGCUGCGCCGCAUCGAGGCGCGCGCAGUUUGGGCCGAGGUGGAGGUCGAGCCGGAGGGCGAGCCGGUGCGCUGCUGGGACGCGGAGCUGGUGUACGAGGCGCACUUGCUGGUGCACGCGGCGCUGCUGGCACGUCUAGAGAGCGGGGCGGUUACGACACCGGGCUCUCACGAGUGCAACUACCUGGGUUGGGUCCGCGACAUCGUGAGCACCGGCGCGCAGUUCGCGGGCGCCGUUGACGACGACGACUUUGUCCGGUCCGUGCGGGACAUGACAUACCUACGGCUGAGCUUUGCUCAGGCGAGCCAGUUGCUGUGCACGCGCCGCAUUGCGCACUGGGCGCGGCUCGUCCAGGUGCACGGCGGCGGCGAUCGCCCCCUCGAGGCGAUCGCCGCCUUCGCCGCCGUCGGUGCGAAGCCAGCGUCGUUGCGCGACCUCGUCCAGUACCCGCGCGGCCUCGACCCUCGCACGACGCUAGCAGCGAUCGAGCGCAUCGGCGUCAGUUUGCGAGCCGGAUGCUACCCCCAUCUGGCCACGCAGCUUUACACGAGCGCCAUGGAUGUGCCAGCCGUCGUGGACGAGGAGAGCGGGGGGGAGUAGGCGUGUUUGUACUCGGGCGACGCUCGCGAGGUCUCUCUAGACGAGCGCCGCAGCGGGCCGCAUCGGAGAGAGAGAGAGAGAGAGAGAGAGAGAGAGAGAGAGAGAGAGAGAGAGAGAGAGAGAGACUCUCAAGGCAGAGCUUGCAAGCGUAAGAAGAAAGAAGAAAG
Emiliania huxleyi CCMP1516 is the source of this 2222-nucleotide messenger RNA. RefSeq lists its product as hypothetical. The coding region runs from base 1 to 2055 and encodes 684 amino acids. The record is from RefSeq and is a predicted model, not a curated record. Lineage: Eukaryota; Haptophyta; Isochrysidales; Noelaerhabdaceae. Gene Ontology annotation, molecular function: DNA binding. The transcript is spliced from 14 exons.